Molecule: messenger RNA, 4974 nt
Organism: Ruditapes philippinarum (Manila clam)
Lineage: Eukaryota; Metazoa; Mollusca; Bivalvia; Venerida; Veneridae
Exons: 18
Coding region: 357-1832 (491 amino acids)
Biological process (GO): amino acid transmembrane transport
Cellular component (GO): vacuolar membrane
Molecular function (GO): amino acid transmembrane transporter activity
Source: RefSeq, a predicted model, not a curated record
ACGAGGACGAAUGCGUUAAUUGUCACUUCCGGCUGUCAUUCCACGCGUCAAAAACAAAACAUUGGAAUAAAUUGUAUCGUUUUUGGAUAUUUUUAAUUCAUUUUUCAAUUGAGUUUCUCCAUUUUAUAACAGGACAACUAAGUAACUAUUCUCAGAAGUGUUCACACGACUAGAAAAUAUAAACUGAAUGUUUAAACCGCUUUAAUUUUCAAUUGAUAAUUUUGCUAAAAAUCUAAAUUUGUUAAUUGGAUUAAUUAUCAAAAGCAAGUGAUAUUCGUGUGCUAAACGUUUUGUCAAAAAAAGCAUUUAUGAGUGAGAAUAAUUGUAAAACCAAAUAAAAAGGAAAAUCAGCAAAAAUGACAGCGACUGGAGGGACGACUGGUCCUGGCUCGAAGAGCCCUGUUAAAAUAUUUGCCAACAUUUUCAUCUCCUUUAUUGGUGCUGGUGUUCUUGGAUUGCCAUUUGCUUUCAAAGAGGCUGGUAUUUUAGAAGGGGCCAUUGUAAUGAGUGUUGUUGGAAUAAUCAGUGUGAAAGCCAUGUUACUUCUGAUUGACUGCAAGUACAGGAUAUUAGAGAAAUAUAAACCACCAAUAAAGAAACAUGAUGGUCAUACAACAGAGAUAUCAGUAGAUCAGACUGAGGAGACCGAGGGUCUUAUCAACGGUGAAGUUCUCACUGAUCCUGACAUGGAAAUUGAAAAAAAUGAGAAUCACUCAUUCCAGGACUUUACACAAGAUGGUAGAAAUGGCUUUUGUAAUUUUGCCAACUUCAAGAGUAGCCAGGAACCAGCAAAUACCGAGAUUACAUAUGGAGAUGUGGGUUACCAGGCAAUAGGACAUGCUGGCAGGAUGUUAGUUGACAUGGCUAUAGUCAUAUCACAAACAGGAUUUUGUUGUGCAUACAUCAUUUUCAUCACAGAAAAUUUAUCAGCCUAUUUUCCAAAUAUGAAAAUGCAAGUCUGGUUGCUCAUUCUUCUACCUCCGUUAUCAAUUCUAACAUUAGCCAGGCAUCUUGGUGGUCUAGCUAUUACAAGUUUGCUUGCUCAGUGUUCAAACCUAUUUGCAUUUGCAGUGGUGUUAUGGUUUGAUUUUGAACAUCUUCAUACUAUAAAUGUUCAUCCAAAGAAGAUGAAAAUCCAAGGACUUCCAUUUUUCCUGGCUAUAUCAAUCUACUGUUAUGAGGGAGCUGGUAUGAUCCUUCAUUUAGAAUCAUCAGUAGCAGAACCAGUUAGAUACAAGUUUAAAAGGUAUUUUAUAACCACCAUGUUUAUAGUAACAACGAUGUAUGUGUCAUUUGGAAGCUGUGGAUAUGCUUCUUUUGGAAAAGAAACCAACCAAAUUAUUACUUUGAAUUUACCUCAAGGAGAGUCUCUAGAUUUUUCAAUGAUAGUCAAAUCAUGUUUGUGUCUUGCCUUAUUUUUUACGUAUCCAGUAAUGAUGUUUCCUGUCAUGCAGAUUUUAGAUGGUUAUCUUAUAUGGGAACCAGAUAACAAUAAAGGAAAAGGGAAUGUGUUGAGAAUAUCUAUGGUAUUACUGACAGGGUUAAUUGUGUUGAUGAUACCUAGUUUCACUAAUAUCAUGGCUCUAGUUGGUGCUACAUGCUGUACAUUGCUAGCAUUUACAUUACCUGGUCUCUUCCAUAUGACCAUCUUUAAAGGGUCACUUUCAAAGUUACAAGUAUCAUUUGAUUGGUUUCUGGUAAUUCUUGGUGUUAUUGGAGCAAUCAUUGGAACAUUAGACACUUUAAACAGACUUGCAAAGACAGCAGAAGUGCAAGUUCCGCGUGAUAUCUUAGCCAACCAUACAGCAGUAGCAGCUACUGGAGAAAGCUGAUGAUCUAAAUAUAGAAAUAGCUAAAAAUAGAAAUAUAGCAAUUCUGUGAUCUUGUAACUCAUAAACAUACAUGUAUAUAUUUCUUAGCUCUGGUUACAAAGUGGGCCAACAAUUUUGUCACCUGUAUAAAUAAGAUGGGUAAUGUGGAUCAAUUUAUACUUUCAUAUAGAGAAAAAUCAACAUUAAAAAUGUUGACCAUUAUGUGCAUUUCGAAUCAAUGUCAUGACCUUAAACUAAGUAUUUAUUAUCAAACUGAAUCUAUACAUAUUAAUCACCUCGACAUAGAAUAAUUCAAUCAGUUUGUAUGCCGGUACAGUGAACCUGCUUUAACAAGUUAGAUACAUCUACUGUUCUACUUGUACCAAUGGCUUCAUACCACAUUAUAUUAUUAAUAUUAUACUUAUUGCUGAUACAUAGACAAUGAUUCUGGUCCCUGUUAGAUUGUAUGUCAUUUACCUUCGACUCUAAGAUCAGAGUGAAUCUUGAUAUAAAGCAGUUUGGUUCUUUUUCACUGCCAUUUGAUUUGUUGAACUUUGUAACAAAGAUUAAUGCAUAUCGUUCAGUAGAUGUGUCAUUGUUUCAAUGUUUACAGUAUUUCUGUGUGUAGAGAGUGAUGGUUAGGCAAUGCUAGGAUUUUCUUGUACAGAAAAUAUCAUAGUUUGUUACUGUUGUAAAUAUGCAUGUAUACAGAUCAUGGUGGUAAUUAAGACACAUUAGUAUUAGUAUUUAUGUGUUUAUGUAUGUACUGGAAAUUCAUAAAUGUGUCACAAGAUAUAAAAAAGGAUGAAAAACAAAAAUUUAAAAUGGUAUGUCGUUUCAUGAAUGUUUUAUGUGUUGGAAAUAUAGAAUAAGUUGUUUAUUGAAGUGUGAUAUUACUUGGUUCAUGCUCAGGUGUCCAGAAUUAUAAAUACGAAGGUAAUAUUCCUCUGUUAUUAAGUACAAAUCAGCUAAAUUAUCUAAAUGAUAAACAGUGCAAUAUAAGAUGAUAAUUCAAGAAAUAUAAACAGCUAUAUCCAUUCUUAUAUGCUAAAAAAUAGACAUUGGACAAUUAAAAAUACAUUCAUGUGAGAAGUAAUUUAUCUGACAGUAUCUAUUUUGGUAGAUGUCAUAUCUGAUGCCAAUCAGUCUGUAAAUGGUCCCACUUUAAUUUCGUGCAUGUAGAGCUUAAUCAUUGUAUUAUAAGGAAAUUAUGGAAACUAUGUUAGAAUAACAUUGUUUUAUCCAGUCAAGAGUCUAUGUUUUAUAAGGAAAUUAUGAGAACUGUUCUUGAGUUACACAUUUAAUUAUUCAGUUAAGAGUUUAAUCUGUGUUAUAAGGAAAUUAUAGGGACUGUGUUAAAAUUACUCAUUGUUUUAUCCAGUCUAGAGUUUAUUAUGUACAAGGAAAUUGUGGGAAUAUGUUCAAGUUCGAAGUAAAACAUUGCUAUAUUCAGUCACUACAGGUGCUUAUAAAUAUGUAUCUUAGAAAACCAAAAAUGUUUUCAACUAAGCUAGUUCUAUUUUUACAGUAUUAUAUAAUUAUAAUGUAUCGUGUAAAUAUGUCAUACAAUCAUAGCUUUAUGUUGUUUUAAUAUUAUCUAAGUUGACUUAUUCUACGAAUUAGAAUUUCUGGGAAAUCUUCUUUGUUUGAUGUCAAACAAUCAUUUUUGUGUUGUUUAUAUACUAUCUUGCUUUACUUAUUUUAUGAAUUAGAAUUUUCUGGGAAAGCUUCUUUGUUUGAUGUUAAAGCUUUAAAGAGAAGGCUGUAGAAGAGCUUUAAUGUUUAGAUAGGUUUAUUUUAUUUAAAUUCUCGGUAACUAAAUUAAAAGUUACCAUUUAUUGUUUCAAUGAGUGAAAUAUUCAUUGAACGUGUUGUAAAAUGUAUUUAUUAUCUUGUCAUUUACUUAUCAACUCAUUAUAAACAUAUUGUGCUCCUGGUGAGCUCUUCAAAAUCAUUUCGAUUUUUGAAUUUUCUCUGCAUUUUUGUAUACAUUCUUGUGUUAACAUAGACCAAAGAAAAAUAUCUUUACCAAUUUUCUUUUCUAUACUUGACUGCUUGCAGCCAGGGAUGAUUUUCUUUUUUAUUUUAUUUUCUUUUGAGUAAUUAUCAUCAGGGAUUUUGAUAAUGGUUUGGUUUGGUAUUGGGGGGAGAGAUAUUUUGAAAAAAUUGAAUGACUUCUGACAAAAGAAAAGUAAUAACAUGUAGCAGGGAUCAGUAAAGUUAUAUUUGUACAUAUAGUUAUUGGCUCUAUGAUAAGGUUAAGUCUCAUUAUAUACAGAUAGGCUCUGGUUGAUAACCUAAGUAGGGCGAACAUAAGACUGCUGGACAUCUAGUUUGCAAGUUCAAACCCUGAAUAGGGCACAUCUUUUAAUACAAGAAAUUAUAUUAUAUACAAUUCAUCAUUAUUUUUUAUACAAUGUUUAACAUAUCUUCAGUAAUAAACAUGCAUAUCUUUAAUAUUUUGAAAGUAAUUGAUAGAAAAUUUUAUAAAGGAAUCAAAGAUAAAUUGAGCUGUAUGAAAUAAAGCUGUAAUAUUAAAUAUGGUUUGAGUAAUGGGUUAUCUUUAGGGAGGGGGAUACAAUGUCAUCUUGCAACCAUUAAUAGCAUUGUUUCCUUUUGUAAACAGUUACAUUUCACCAGGAUAUACCUGUCUUUACCAGUUGCCAGUACAGGAUUUUAUAUUUUUAUUACUUUAGUUAUUUGCAAGUUACAAUCAAGGUGGUAUCAUUUUUUAUUUUACAUAUCCAUUUGUAUUUCAAGUAUUUUUUCCCAUUGCCGGAGCUUACUUUCAAAUUAUUUUUUUAAUUUUCAAAAUUAUAAUUAUACAGAUGAGUAACAUAUCAUUUUGUGUAUGUUACUUUUUGAACCACCACCAACUUGAGAUAUCAUCACCAGAAUCAUUUCAGGUUUUAUUUAUUAUCAUAGAUGUAUAAUACCUUAUAAAAGUUUAUGAAUCCUUCUAUUGUUUUAUUUAUUGUGACAAGAUUCCAAAUGCCAUAGUUAUAUUCACAUGAUUAUUAAAACAAAUUUUUGGGUGGGUCAGUCAUUCACUUUUCUUACCAUCUGACUGAGAAUAAUAUUGUAAAUUUUGCGUAACUGAGGAUGACCAAUCCUUGCCAAAUUUUUAGAGAAGAUAACGCACUUUGGCACUUAAUCAUUAAUU